ACUCACGCUGUAGACCAGGCUGGCCUCGAACUCACAGAGAUCCGCCUGGCCCUGCUGGGAUUAAAGGUAUAUGUCACUGCCGCCCAGUGACAGUCAAUUUUAAGGCCUCACCCUCAAGGGGUGGUGGGGGUGGUGAGAAGCUCCAGCCUGGACAGAAAGUCUUGAAAGCUCUAGGCUCUGUUGUCUUCCCAAGCUCCCUUCCUGCCAGCAGGCUUGGGAGGACAUCCCCUGUGCCAGACAUCAUGCCAGUGACUUAUGUCGUCGCUGGGGGAGCUGAGUCUGCAGGGACCCCAGCCGAAACUUUCGUCCAUUCUGCCUUGAAGUAGCUGGUCUUUUAUGUGUCUGCUCCACAUGACGUCUGCUCCUCCCUGUCCCCUCACCCACCCCCGACCCGUGGAUCUGGCCGUGGGUCCCAGAGAACACGAUAGGGCAGGGCAGGAGUGCUGUUUGUCAGUCCCCUGGGUAGUUGUCCGUCUUCUCUGCACCCCACUUAGUGCCAGUGCAUCAUUUGGGGGGAUUGUUUUUUCAUACCUGCAAAGGGCUUUGGGAUUCAGAAAGGGACUGGAGUCAGGCUGGACCAGGGAGCCAGCAGCCUUGAAAACGGGUUCCUGAUACUAUCAGUGCUAGCCAUCCAGCUGGACUGCCCUGUGCAGUCGCUGCCCCAGGGCCCGCUGUGGCUCCCAUUGUCCAUGGGAUAAAGUCUCAGACUUAAGGCUGAUCUUGAGUCGGGUGCAGCCCGCUGCUUUGGCAGUCUCCCUCAGGCCACGGCACACCUUUUCUGUGCCUCCCUUCUGACUGCUGUCACCCUGCUCUUCAGUGGCCUCUUCAGACUCUUCUGUUUUCCCUAUGACACCUUCUCUCUCUCUCUCUCUCUCUCUCUCUCUCUCUCUCUCUUCUCUCAUCCACACUGACCCUGAAGUUCUGGUUUCAAGUGAUUCUGGCCCUCCUGCCUCAGCCUCCUGAGAGGGCAGAACUACUGGCAGACACCAGUUUCCCUCUGUCACUAAAGAAGAGCUGGAUCCAAAUUUCUACCACAGAGGGUCCAGCCGGCACUGCAGCCCGAGCCGUAGCUCAGUGGCCCAUGCUGUGAGCCGUCCCACUUCUGCCUUCCCUCCGUGGAGCUUGAAGCUGGGCAUGCUGGGGACCAUGCAGAGGGCUGGGGCCGGAGCCCGCAGGGCCUCCGACUGCGGGCCUGCACCUUACCGGCCCAGGUGCAUUGCAAAGUUUGCCCAGUACGUGGGAUCCUUUCCCGUGGACGACUUGGACACACAGGAGGGUGUGUACCUUGUGCAGCAGCAGCUCUGGGCACUGCAGGACUGUUCCAGACGCCGCGCUGUCAUCCUGAAAUUCAGUCUCCAGGGUCUCAAGGUCUACAGUGGGGAGGGCGAGGUGCUCCUGAUGGCCCAUGCCCUGAAGCGCAUCCUCUAUGCCACCUGGUGUCCAGCCGCCUGUCAGUUUGCUUUUGUUGCCCGGAACCCGCGCAGCCCGGCCAGCAAGCGUUUCUGCCACCUCUUUGUGGGAAGCCAGCCUGGAGAGGUCCAUAUCCUGUACCUGCUGCUCUGCCGCUCCUUCCAGCUUGCUUACCUCUCACAACACCCUGAGGAGAGGGCGCAGCCUGAGUCCUGCCUGGGCUCUGUGGGGGACGUGUCCCCGAAGCCGCUCUGCAGCCCUGGGGCACCCCCUGCCCUAGUGAGAGAGCCCUUCAGCCGGGAUCAGCUGUCACAGAAUGUCCACGCCCUGGUUUCCUUCCGGCGAAUUCCUGCAGAAGGGCUACUGGGCAGUAGUGGGAAGGAGCUGCCAGAGCCUGAGGGCCGUGGGGGCACCCGUCACACUCGCCUGGGGAACCCCUACUGCUCUCCCACACUGGUGCGCAAGAAGGCCAUCCGCAGCAAGGUGAUCCGUUCCGGGGCCUACCGAGGCUGCACCUAUGAGAUGCAGCUGCAGCUCUCAGCCCGGGAGGCCUUUCCAGCUGCAUGGGAGGCAUGGCCCCGCAGCCCUGGUGGUCCCUCGUGCCUGGUGGAGAAUGAGGGUAGCCUGACAGAGAACAUCUGGGCCUUUGCUGGCCUCUCCAGGUCCUGUGCUCUUGCCCUGCUGCGGAGAGAUGCACAUGGGGCCUUCCUGCUGUGGCCAGAGCCAGGUACCGGUGACCAGUGGAGCCUGUCUGUCCGGACCCAGUGUGGUGUGGUGCCUCACCAGGUCUUCCGGAACCACCUGGGCCGGUACUGCCUAGAGCACCUGCCAGCAGAGUUCCCCAGUCUGGAGGCCCUGGUGGAGAGCCACGCCGGGAUGGAGCGCAGCCUUUUCUGCCCACUCAGCAUGGGCCGUCUCAACCCCACCUAUGAAGAGCAAGACUGUGGUCCUGAGGGCAGGCUCCCCCGGACUCUGCGGCCCCUCAGCCAUGCCAAGUCCGAGGCAGAACUGCAAGGCCUGGGCUAGGACGCAAGGCCUCAGUCCCCUGUGGUCCCAGCCUUGCCUUGGGCCCUGGGCUGCGGCGGUCACUGUGCCCUUCUUGCACCCCACUCACUGGUCACCAGCUUCAAACAGGUCACUCCGCCCCUCGAUCAGCCUUCCAUCACUUCACUGCCCAUGGGAGGGGAGCUCUGAGGUUGGAGAUAGAGAUCCCAGGGCUUCUCCCAGGACCUGGGGCCAGCUGAGAUACCAGGAUGAGCAAGCGGGUAGAGCUAAGGGUCUGGCAACUCUAGGUGACUUUGGGUGGUGCCCAUUGUCAGGUUCCCACUGCCCUCCUAGUGCAGAGGCUUUCCCAGCAGUUCGUGGAUGUGGGCACAGCCUUUGCUGGAGGCAGCUAAGCCUCUGUUGGAGGGGAACCCCAGAGAGCUCCCAUAGGGAAGCAGAUGCUUAGGGACUUGCAGGUUUGCCACCUCAGCUCAUUUCUGGGUAUCACUCCACCGCGUGGCCCCUGCAGUGAGCAAACUGCAGUUCGGUAGCUGCUUUGGGAAGCCACCUCAUGCUGGCCUUAACACAGUGCCGACCACUGGGCAUGGCUGGCACUGGCCUGCUCAUCAGCAAGGCAGCCCCACUUGCAACGGAGAACUAGUACUAACCCAAGCCCCACAGAGGAGGGUGUGGCUUUAUGGGGGGGGGAGGUCCAGGGACACAUUCUAGAGGAAGGCAGUGGCCCAGCCAGCAAUGACAAAUCCAAGUGUCCCUUAAGUCAACUUAGCAUAAUGUAUGAAUCUACCCAAAAGAUCAGACUUCUUAAUCAGCUGGUGGUGGCGCACACCUUUAAUCCCAGCACUCAGGAGGCAGAGGCAGGUGGAUCUCUGAGUUUGAGGCCAGCAUGGUCUACAGAGUGAGUUCCAGGACAGGCAGGGCUACACAGAGAAACUCUUGUCUCAAGCAGGCAAACAAAAAACAACAGACGUCUUUUGGAAGCAGAGGUAUAGGCACAGGUGGGAGAGGAUGUCUGUGUUCAGUGCCUUGAAGGCCAAAGGCUUUGGUGGAAGCCACAGGUUUGGGGUUUUGGAUCCCAAGAGAAGUGGGCAGCCUUUACAGAACAAAGAGAAGACAGACCUGGGAGGAAGAGGCAGGCCAGGCCUGGUGCUUCCGGCUUCCAACACCCCCACCCACCCACCCACACUAGGAUAAGCCCUUAGUUACGGACAUUGUCAUUUCUUUCAAGUGACAUGUCUCAUGAGGGAUGGAGAGAAAGGACAGGAGAUAACACACACACAAACUGAAUGUGGGUGAUAUUCCUUCCAUGGCCAUUCCACUGGCAUCCCCACUCCCCGAGUGGGGCCUGGUCUCCAGUGGGAACAGAGGAAUUAGCAUAUCCUAUGCCUAGGAUUUCAACCCCAGAAAGUUACACCUAAGGAAAGCUGUCAACUGACUGGUCCAGACUUUGGGCCAGGGCUCACCUCCAGAAGGGUGUCCAUAGUGUGAACUGCCGAUGUGUAGAAUACCAGGGGAUAUACGAUACCAGGGGAUAUUCAACACGUCCAAGGGACCAGCCUUCCCCAGGCCCUUUAACAUUUCUUCCAAACCAAACAGUUUGGAGCCCAUGUGUUCAGACUGUGUCUUAAUUGUUCAAACCGUCAUCAAGCCCCUUGAAGUGGACUUCAAGAGAAAUAAAACACAUUUCUUCACA
Peromyscus leucopus (white-footed mouse) is the source of this 4105-nucleotide messenger RNA. RefSeq names its product SH2 domain containing 5 (gene Sh2d5). Lineage: Eukaryota; Metazoa; Chordata; Mammalia; Rodentia; Cricetidae. The coding region runs from base 1135 to 2436 and encodes 433 amino acids. Gene Ontology annotation, cellular component: postsynaptic density. The transcript has 10 exons. The record is from RefSeq and is a predicted model, not a curated record.